AUGGACGAUUACCAGACACUCGUCGUGGCUCAAUUCUUCGAGCCACUGCCAAACCUCUCCCAGAUAUCGUGUCACCAGUUCGUCUUGCACCAUAUUGCCCCGAUCAUUUUUCCCAACGCUACCGGCAAGGUAAACGUUCAGCCCAGCCCUUUCCAGGGAAGCAUGAGCUAUACCGCUAUAUUACAUACUCACUCCACGCACGCCGAUCAUCGCAUUGUCGUCCAGUUCCGAAGCGACAAGCAAGACCUCUUUGGAGUCACAGAAGCUAGCCGCAUUCAUGGACCUAUUGUACCCUUGGUAACAUACCAGGGCAUGUACGAAGGGCUGUUUGUGUAUACAUCGCCUUUUGCAGAAGGGACGCCGUAUAUCAGUGUCUUGAUGUCUUCUCAGGACUAUAAACUGCCGCUCCAGAAGAAGAUGGUGACUGUCCUAGACCUUGCAGACCUCGUUACUCGGGGAGCUAGAGCGAACACUACUAUAUCCGACACUACUAUAUCUGACCUCACCUCUACUCUUGAAAAUAUCCGUCAUAAGGUCAAUACCUACGUUUUCCGAAACACAACUAUCAGAAACAGCAUUUCUGCUUGCAUCAGCAAACUCCUACCACAGUUACGCGAUCUCGCCACCCUCCCCGUUACCCUUACCCACCAGGAUCUCGCUCCAUUCAAUUACCUUAUCGACGACUCCACGGGCCGGGUUCAAGCUGUACUAGACUGGGAUGGUGCUCUAUACCUCCCAGUUGGGUCAAAUUUCUAUUUUCUGGAUAGUCUUUUCGGGUUCAUGACCCCAAGUGGUUGGCAAGACACUGAGGAUCGUCAGGAACUCGAGGGGGCGUUUUACAAUCGGGCUCUGGUUAGUCUUGCUUCCCAGGGAGUUGUGGGAAUAACAAAAGAACAACUGGAGUCGCAGAAAGCGAUCGGGAUGUUGCUGUACGGUGUUGAGCGGCUUCUCAAGUUCAAAGACGAACGAGCCGAGCACUAUCUAGAUGGAUAUCUUCAGGGGUUAUCUUUCAUGACGUAUUAG
Penicillium samsonianum is the source of this 1023-nucleotide messenger RNA. RefSeq lists its product as uncharacterized. Bases 1 to 1023 code for a protein of 340 amino acids. Lineage: Eukaryota; Fungi; Ascomycota; Eurotiomycetes; Eurotiales; Aspergillaceae. The transcript has a single exon. The record is from RefSeq and is a predicted model, not a curated record.